Molecule: messenger RNA, 945 nt
Organism: Carassius gibelio (silver crucian carp)
Lineage: Eukaryota; Metazoa; Chordata; Actinopteri; Cypriniformes; Cyprinidae
Product: small ubiquitin-related modifier 2
Exons: 4
Coding region: 146-433 (95 amino acids)
Biological process (GO): protein sumoylation
Cellular component (GO): nucleus
Molecular function (GO): ubiquitin-like protein ligase binding; protein tag activity
Source: RefSeq, a predicted model, not a curated record
UGGCCAAUCGCGGCGGAGCGCGGAGAGAGGACGCCCCGCUCGUGACCGCGCACGCAGCGCCUGUUUUUAAUCGGGGGCGCGGACGUGCGCGCUCCCGCUGAGUCUUUUGUGUGGCGGCGUCGAGAGAAGCGCAAACACAAUAACCAUGGCCGACGAGAAACCCAAGGAGGGGGUAAAGACGGAGAACAACGACCACAUCAACCUGAAGGUGGCGGGACAGGACGGGUCAGUGGUCCAGUUUAAAAUUAAGAGACACACACCCCUCAGCAAGCUCAUGAAGGCCUACUGUGAGAGACAGGGACUGACGAUGAGGCAGAUUCGAUUCCGGUUUGACGGACAGCCGAUUAACGAGACAGACACGCCCGCACAGUUAGAGAUGGAGGAUGAAGACACAAUUGACGUUUUCCAGCAACAGACAGGAGGACACAUCUGAAUGACCAUCUCUCUCUCUCUCUCUCUCUCUCCGCUCCUCAUGGUUAUCUAUAACUGCUGUUGUAUAGUGUUUUCAGUUCAUCAUGUUUUUCUUUCGUUUUGUACAUAAAGGGUUUCUGCUGCAGUAAUUAUUACAUUGGGAUUUUUAAUUGGUUUGAAAUCUGACAUGUAAAGCAUCAUCUGUGUAUAGACCAACUAAUACAUAUUUCCCCUUAAGAUGUGUGGGUUUUGUUCUGGCCUGGAUCUGAGCUCACAGGCUUUUUCCAGAAGUGAUAAAGAAAUGUUCUGCUCUGUUAUACUUCACGCAGACAAACCUGCAAUUCGGAUCGGCUUUCUGUUUUCCAUUCAGACAAAUUGGUUUUAAGACUUUUUAUUGUAGUGGUCACGUAAAGUGCGAGUCUUGUGUUAACCAGGCUUUUCCUCGAGUGCGUUCGAGCGAAGUCCUGUUUCAGACAAGUCCAGCAUCUGUCUGUAUUGUCUAAUCUCUUGUUGAAAUAAAAUAUUCUCUUUUUA